GCUUCGCCCCGCGCUGUCACCCACAGUUGGACGUGUUGCUCUUGGUCCCGGUGGACGGAGUUGACAGUGACGAGCAGCGAGCCACCGGCGGACAGGUCCUGCAGCAGCGACUCACCGAGGGACCGCUCGGACUGUGUGGAUACAAUAACGCUGUCAGAAGGUUUCAAGUGUCAGCCUCGACUCGAUGUCCUGGAGUGGACAGGGACUUAGGUCAGAGGAGGAGGGAAAAACAAACCCAAACAAAGAAUUAGUCAUCUACAGCAAAUGGACACAGUGAGGGGCUCGUAAAGGACACGUUCGAAUCCACCCCGCGCGUCCUCGCCCCGGACAACCUUUGACCCCACACACACAGUCACACACACACACACACACACACACACACACAGAGUCACACAGAGUCACACACAGUCACACAGAGUCACACAGAGUCACACACAGUCACACACACAGUCACACACACACCGAGUCGCAGAGAGAUGGAGGUGACGACCGACCAGCCCCGCUGGAUGCACCACCACGCCAUGCUGAACGGACAACACCCGGACGCCCACCACCCGGGCCUGGGCCACAACUACAUGGAGCCCACGGCGCAGCUGCUGCCUCCGGACGAGGUGGAUGUUUUCUUUAACCACCUAGACUCGCAGGGGAACCCGUACUACCACAACUCCGCCCGGGCCAGAGUGUCCUACAGCCAGGCGCACGCUCGACUGGCGGGGACUCCGGUGUGUCGGCCUCAUCUCAUCCACAGCCCGGGGAUCUCCUGGCUGGACGGGGGCAAGGCCGCCCUGUCCGCCGCCCACCACCACCACCACCACAACGCCUGGGCCGUCAGUCCCUUCAGUAAACCCAGCCUGCACCACCCGGGCCCCGCGUCCCCCGGCGGCCUCUCCGCCGUCUACCCGUGCGCCUCCAACUCAAACGCGGUGUCCGCGCCGUCGCUCACGCCGCCGUCGCACGCCAGCCCGCAUCUGUACGCGUUCCCCCCGACGCCCCCGAAGGACGUGUCGCCGGACCCGGGGGCCGCGUCUCCCCGGAUGGACGAGAAGGAAUCUAUCAAGUACCAAGUGUCGCUCACGGAGGGGAUGAAGAUGGAGGGCGCCAGUCCGCUGAGGAGCAGCCACCAUCCCAUGGCGACGUAUCCCGCCUACUCCCUCCCGGCGGCACACGAGUACGGCGGCAGUCUGUUUCACCCAGGCAGCCUGCUGGGAGCAUCACCCGGCUUCAACCACAAGAACAAAGGCAAGGCCCGGUCGUGCACCGAGGGGCGUGAGUGUGUGAACUGUGGAGCCACCUCAACACCCCUGUGGAGACGUGACAGCACUGGACACUACCUGUGCAACGCCUGCGGCCUGUACCACAAGAUGAACGGCCAGAACCGACCACUCAUCAAACCCAAACGCAGACUGUCUGCUGCCAGACGAGCCGGCACCUGCUGUGCUAACUGUCAGACGACCACCACCACACUCUGGCGACGCAACGCAAAUGGUGACCCAGUGUGCAACGCCUGCGGCCUCUACUACAAACUGCAUAACGUUAACCGACCUCUGACCAUGAAAAAGGAGGGGAUACAGACACGCAACAGGAAAAUGUCCAACAAAUCCAAAAAGAGCAAGCGGUGUAGCGACAGCUACGAGGAGUUUUCCAAAAGCCUGCACGACAAGAACUCUCCAUUCAGCGCCGCCUCUCUGGCCGGACACAUGUCCAUGGGCCACUUGCCGCCUUUCAGCCAUGCUGGACACAUGCUCCCUACACCCACCCCGAUACACCCGUCAUUCGGCCACCCGCACCACUCUAACAUGGUGACAGCCAUGGGCUGAGAGGACGUAGAGAGGGGUUAGCAAAGAGUUACUUCAAGAACCUGUAAUGGUUUCAUGAUGGGGGAUGAGGGUCUCACUAGAGGACAGUGAGUGCAAUGUUUGACACAUGCAGUUUGUGCGUCUUCAUCUUGAUUGUCUCUUGAUUGGUUAUGUCGGAAAACAUGAUGUACUGUGGGAGGGAAGGACCUUUUUACUUCUUAUCUAUUGGUACCUAUUUUGAUGGAGGAGGACUCUGCCUCCUGUCAGCCAGGAACACACAAAAAUGUCAUCACACCUCAUAGAUUUCCUCCAACAGUCUCCACUGACUGUCUGAGGUGUGGUUCAGUAUGUGCCGAACAGGUUUAUAUAACUGUGAAUAUUGUAAAUGUGUUUGCCUGAGAGGGACGUCCCAGACAGAGCAAUCGCCCUCACAACAUUAAACAAAAAUAUGCUGGAUUUUUUGCUCAUGGACAAUUUUAAAAGGAAUUUUCACAACAGAAACAAGCAGACAAUAGGUCUACGGAUCCCUAAUUUGACACUGUUUAUUAUAAUUGUUGUUAUUAUAAUUAUUAUUAUUAUUGUUUAUCAGAUAAUUUAUUUUCACUGCCUUUUUUUUCUUUGGAUAUAUCACCUGAAUCAUUAUAUGGAUACUGUUAUACCAGCUAUGAAUAUAUUUUCAGCUGAAGUGCUUUCUCUGAGCUGGUCAACAUUUAUACUCGUAAGAAAUAAAGAGAUCAAGUUCAUUAUCCAAUCUGCUCUGUGGAUUCAAUAUCAGAUAUAUCCAAGUCUCUGAAAUGAGAACAGAUAACGUUGUUCACAUUGAUAAUUGUCAUGACAAAGUACGGUGCUGAAUAUGAGAAAUACAAGAGGUAUAUUCAUUACUAUUCAUUCAUUAUAUGUACAGAGACCAAUAACCUUCAUGGAGGAACUCCUGCAAGUUCAUUUAACACAAAUCAAAGAUACAGUAAUAAUGGAUUCUUUGCACGAUUAUAAUAUUUAUCAUAUGGUUAUUAUAUGUGCACCAGAUGCUCUGUAUCCUUCUGUGUCCCUGUUUUUCUCUGGAUCUUCAUAAGUUGCUCCACAACGGAUAUUAAUGUCACCAUGUGCAUAUGCACAUAUAUACAUCCAACCACUACUGAUCUGUGUUACAUUUAUUUUACACUUCUACCAUCCUGCCAGUCAGAACUAGAGAACACAGCUUGCACUUUGUUACCUUUCAAAACAGCUGAAAAUCUUGAAAAUCUGGUGGUCGGUGUUGAUAAUUAAAAAAAAUAUAAUCCUA
Molecule: messenger RNA, 3078 nt
Organism: Scophthalmus maximus (turbot)
Lineage: Eukaryota; Metazoa; Chordata; Actinopteri; Pleuronectiformes; Scophthalmidae
Gene: gata2b
Product: GATA binding protein 2b
Exons: 6
Coding region: 477-1817 (446 amino acids)
Biological process (GO): positive regulation of miRNA transcription; cell fate commitment; negative regulation of transcription by RNA polymerase II
Cellular component (GO): nucleus
Molecular function (GO): DNA-binding transcription factor activity, RNA polymerase II-specific; zinc ion binding; RNA polymerase II cis-regulatory region sequence-specific DNA binding
Source: RefSeq, a predicted model, not a curated record